This is a messenger RNA of Bursaphelenchus xylophilus (pine wood nematode), 1092 nucleotides long. Lineage: Eukaryota; Metazoa; Nematoda; Chromadorea; Rhabditida; Aphelenchoididae. The record is from the annotation of a GenBank genome assembly.
AUGUUGAGGAACGGUAAGGGCAUUAAAAUUUGGUUUGGUCUUUAGGCAGAAAUUAGUACUAAUUUUUCAAAUUUAUUCUUUACUAUUUUUUCAAUUUUUAUAGUCAUCAAAAUUAUCAAAAAAAUUUUUUUUGGUACAGUAAGUCGUAUUUUCCCAUUGUUUUUUAUCCAUAAUUGCUCCCUGGGGGUUUACAAAGCGUUUCCCAAGAAAAUGGAUUCCUAAAACUGUCAGAAUUUGCAUAUUCAACAAAAAAUGUUUUUAAACUUUUCCAAUUUAUUUCUGAAUCGGCCAUUCAGACUAGAGCGAUCCAACUGACCGGCCGGGUUUGUUCUCUCCGGCUCCAUUCACCAAGUUUUGGCAAAAAUCAUAAUUUUUUUGGAUUAUUCAAAAAUUUUAAUUUGAUGUUUUAAGGUGACUAAUAUGCGGGUAUUGCAGAAAUGUUGGAGUCUUUAAUACCACAACACUUCUGGCCAUUUAUGGGUCUGGCCAUGACCGCGUCUUGGGUUCUCGGACUGAGUAUGGUCAUGUGCGGCAAGACGAAUAAGGGAGCAAGUGUGGCAAUGCCCUCUCCCGCGCAAUCCCAGAGCUCGGCUAUGAGUAAUGUGAAGGUAAUUUGAUAAAAGUUUUUGGGUUUCAGUCUAAAAUUAGAUGCGUUCAAGCAAAAUGAUGAUAAUCUAACGGGCUUUUUUCAGGAGAAAUCUACCGCGAAGCCUGUAUCAGCCGCUGCACAGCCAGCCCCGGCAAAGACUCCAACGGUCGAAAAAAAGGUGAGCUGACUUUUUAAAAUCUAGUUAAAACCUCAAAAAAGCAAUUUUUUCACUCCAAAUUUUCCCCUAAUUCUGAACCUCAAAUUUUCAGAAGAGUGAAAAGGAAAAAUCCGAGGUGAAGGAAGAGAAACCGGCCAAGGAGAAGUCGGCGAAGAGCAAGAAACCACCAGUCGCCGCGCCCGGCCCACCUAAGUCGAUGAGGCGAAAGAAGGACGCGCCUCCGCCAGAGGAUAAGAAGGACGAGGAGGACGACAACGGAUACGAGAGCUGUCCCGACAUGACUCCCGAGCAGUUGGCCAAGGUCGUGGAGGAGAACCCCAAGUAG